Molecule: messenger RNA, 3070 nt
Organism: Rhipicephalus sanguineus (brown dog tick)
Lineage: Eukaryota; Metazoa; Arthropoda; Arachnida; Ixodida; Ixodidae
Product: tyrosine-protein phosphatase Lar
Exons: 20
Coding region: 21-2807 (928 amino acids)
Biological process (GO): protein dephosphorylation
Molecular function (GO): protein tyrosine phosphatase activity; protein binding
Source: RefSeq, a predicted model, not a curated record
GCUGCCAUGUGUGGCACACUAUGCGAGCGGACGAGGAGGCAGCGAAUCUUACCAACUUGCAACCUUGGACGUUUAUCGCUAUUCACGUAGCAGCCGUCAACAUCAUGAAGAACGGAACUGAGCUUCUCGGGAAGGCGGCGUCACUUUGUGAAAGGACAAAAAUAGGAGUGCCCGGCAGGCCACAAGGCAUCAAUGCAACUGCUAAGGAAGACUCGAUUGAAAUCCGCUGGGAACCACCAGAUGUGCCGAAUGGAGAUCUAUCUCGAUACAAAGUUGACCUCUGCAGCGAGAACGAAAGCAGUGGAAUGAAGUGCGAAACCCGACCUGUUCUUGGAGGCAAAACCAGCACUCUGUUCCGAGGCUUGACACCAUGGACCGAGUACACGAUAUCAGUAGUGGCUCAGAAUAUCGAAGGCAACGUCCUGCUCGAAAGCGAGUCAGUUAACACAACUGUGAAAACGGCUCCUGCUGCCCCCUCCAAGCCUCAGAAAUUGAAAACAGAUGAACUGGAGCAUUCAAUCAACGUCGCUUGGGAUGUGCCCAAAUUUCCACGGGGACCAGUGGAUGGCUAUAACGUAUCGUGGAUCAUCGAAGACUGGCUUGGCCGCGUAACGGCAGUGGGAUCGCUGGUUACUAACAACAGGACAUGCCAACUUCCAACAUGGAAACCGUACUCAAAUUACACGCUGUCUGUGAGAGCGUUUCAUCAAAUUGGGGAUGCUGAGCCACUGUAUGGUGAUGCUGCGCUGACGGCUUUCAAGACUGCUGUGGACGCUCCUGAUAAAGCGAAGGUGGACAUCAGUGUGGGGUCACGAUCAGCUGCGAUUUUUCUUAGCGUGGCGGGCUCUCCAAACGGGCCCCUGGACGGUUUUGCCUGGUGUAACUACGCUACGUACCAGUCCAUCAGCGGCAAAAACGAAAGCCAAGAACUCUGCGCGAAUGAAUCACGGACAACGCAGCGGCUCCUUCUUCUGGAAGAUCUAAAGCCCUGGACCUCAUAUACGUUUGCAGCACGCGCCUAUAAUCUCGAUUCAAAUGGAACUUCGAUGGAAGGGCCAGAGGCAUGCAUUUACUACACGACAGAAGAGGACGCACCUUCGACUCCUAGGAACUUUUCGGUGGCUCGUUUUGAGUCUAGGUCCCUUAUCCUCAACUGGUCGGAGCCGCAGGAGAAAAACGGAGAACUCGAGGGUUACAUCCUCACUUGGAGCCUUAGUGCCGACGGCCGUGAAAUCAACCGUACGGAUAUCAGCCCGAGGAGUACAAAGAUAUCCUCACUGGAACCGUACACCGAGUAUACACUGCAACUGCGCGCUUAUAAUAAGCACAAGACGAAGCGCUUUGAGGGUCCUCCAGUUCGCAUCCACGCUCGCACACUGCCCGAAGCACCCGGGCCUAUUGUGGACUUGGACUUGGUGGCCUUCAAGAACAACACUGUGCACCUCACCUGGCGUCCUCCCCUUCAAAAAAGAGGAGAGCUUCAGAGUUACGUGGUCAUCUACAACGCCACUAAGCCAGGCAAACCAACUUUAACGAAUGUUCCGAGUGAAUUGCUGCCGGUUGCGAGUGUAUGCCAUGGAAUGCCUGCUGUCUGCACCUUCGACGUGGAGGAACUGCCCGCCGAAUACGUUUACACCUUCGACGUGCGUGGCAUCAACGUUAACGUCAGCGCUUGGGGCGAUGCGCUGGAGUCGCCAAUCCAGGUGGAGGUUCCAGCUGGAGACCCACCGCCUCCGAAGAAUGUGUCAAUGGUAGCCGGAGACUGUCCGUCUGCGCCGGAGCCGGACACCCAGAAGAAGUUCAUGAUUUCCAAUGACAUGUUUGAUGACAUAAACGGCGAUAUCAGACGUUACGACGUGGUCAUUGGAUCUGCCGAACUCAUCGAUAAAGACGUUGAAAGUGGCAUUAUGUGGAAAGAAGUUUCCCGAAAUCAGCCUACUCCACCACAUGUGAUUACACCACAAGACUGGAACCCUUUCGCCAAGGAGAACCAUGACCAGGAUCCGCUGAACUGUGAGCCACUGCGAGGCCGAGAAGGGACAAUGAUAUGCACCAUCGGCAGUGAAAUUUGCGACGACAACCGGGAGGUCCCCUGCAAUGGGCCUCUUAGAGGGGGAGCAGAGUACGCAAUGUACGUGAUCGGGUACACAAAAGGCGGUAGUCGUGCCAGCUCUCCUGAAGUCUUCGUUACAGCACUUCCAGAAGAGCCCAGUUCCGCGGGAGCGAUCGCAGGUGGAAUUCUGACUGCCAUCGUUAUAAUGGCCGCCAUCCUGGCCGUAUUUGUGAUUCACAGGCGGCGGCUGGCACGGCAGAAGCAAGCGAACUCGAAGAGGGCAUCUGCUGACGCAGGCAACAUGAACAAUUCCCUCGUGCAUUUGGUACAGAUGUCCGACGUCAACGGGUCGGGAACAAAGCCCAGCCUUCCUGCGGUGCAAGACGAGCAGAUCGAAAUGGAGCACCACGUCAUUAAAGACAUAAACAAGCCAAUACCCAAGAUAGAGUUCAGGAGCCACCUAGCGAUGAUGAUGAAGGAUUCAGCCUACAGGUUUGCUGACGAGUACGAGAGGUUAGUCGAGCUAAGCCCGCAGUAUCCUUCUGACGUUGCAAGGCAUCCAGCGAACAGCAAAAAGAACCGGUUCACAAAUAUACAUCCAUUCGACAGGUCUAGGGUGCCGUUGUCCGUUGUUGGUGAGGACGAACAGUCAUCGUACAUCAACGCAAGUUUUGUGAAGGGUUGCAAUUCGGAUCGAGAGUACAUCGCUGCCCAGGACCUAACGCCCUCACGGUCAACGACUUCUGGCGAAUGAUCUGGGAGCAUGACGUAAAAAUAAUCAUCAUGCUCACGCAGUUUGUUGAAGGGAACAAGAAAAAGUGUGAAAAGUAUUGGCCUGAUGACAACAAAGAACACGCUUACGGAUGCGUGCAAGUGCGCAAGGACUCAACGACACCAAGAGAUGACUUCAUCUUGACUGAAUUCCGAAUAAAAUCUGACGACUCUAGCAAAUGGCGUAGCCUACGCCACGUGUUUUUCACGGCGUGGAAGGAUCACGGAACACCGGAGAAACCAGAG